UACGCAAGCAGGGAGUAGAGACGUAAGAGCAGAGACGGGGGCCAUUGUUCGCGUCUGGUUAGGAACAAAGGGUUUGGCUCCGUCUCUAGCUGGCUAGAUCCCCACUUUUCAACAUCUGGGUUGCUUAAAAAAAACGCGACUUUGUAAGUGCAAAAAUAACGAGACCGAGGACGUACUCAUUCGCUUUUACUUUUGUUUUGCUUUUCGUUUUGUUUCGGAGAGGAAAACGGAAAUAGCGACUACGCUGAAGGUGCUCCAAAUUGGGACGGCUAGCAUCCAAGCUAGCCUGCUAACACCGAGCAGUGCUUUUACUGUUGGAUAGAACACCGCGUUUCGGUGAAUCAUUCUGUGCAGGCUGUUCAUCUAAGUCGUUCAAGCUGUACUCCCCCAAGGAGCCCGGCCCUAACGGCAGUGCCUUCCCCCCCUUCCACCCCGGCACCAUGCUGGACAGAGACGUGGGGCCAACACCAAUGUACCCCCCGUCAUACCUAGAGCCUGGCAUGGGGAGACCUACACCAUACGGCAACCAGACAGACUACAGGAUAUUUGAGCUCAACAAGCGGCUACAGAACUGGACAGAGGACUGUGACAAUCUCUGGUGGGAUGCCUUCACCACAGAGUUCUUUGAAGAUGAUGCCAUGCUGACCAUAACCUUUUGUCUGGAGGACGGGCCCAAACGAUACACUAUCGGCCGGACAUUGAUCCCACGGUACUUCCGAAGUAUCUUUGAAGGGGGCGCCACUGAGCUGUUCUACACAUUGAAACACCCUAAAGAGUCAUUCCACAGUAACUUUGUGUCUCUAGACUGUGACCAGUGCACCAUGGUUACACAGAACGGCAAGCCCAUGUUCACACAGGUGUGUGUGGAGGGUCGUUUAUACCUGGAGUUCAUGUUUGACGACAUGAUGAGGAUCAAGACAUGGCACUUUAGCAUCAGACAACACAGAGAGGUCCUGCCUCGUAGCAUACUAGCUAUGCACGUGCAGGACCCUCAGAUGCUGGACCAGCUGGCCAAAAACAUCACAAGAUGUGGUCUGUCCAACUCCACACUCAACUACCUUAGGCUGUGUGUGAUCUUGGAGCCGAUGCAGGAGUUGAUGUCCAGACACAAGACCUACAGUCUGAGUCCCAGAGACUGUCUCAAGACCUGUCUCUUCCAAAAGUGGCAACGCAUGGUGGCCCCACCAGCUGAGCCGGCCAGACAAGCGCCCAACAAGCGGAGGAAAAGGAAGAUGUCUGGUGGAAGCAACAUGAGCGCUGGAGGAGGAAACAACAACAACAGCAAGAAGAAGAGUCCUGCUAACAACUUCCCCCUCUCCACACAGGUACCUGACGUGAUGAUGGUGGGCGAGCCCACUCUGAUGGGAGGGGAGUUUGGAGACGAGGAUGAGCGUCUGAUCACGCGGCUGGAGAAUGGCCAGUUCGACACGGCCAAUGGAGGGGGGGGCCUGGAGGACGAGGACAGUUUCGGCAGCUCCCCUGCCCUGGGGGGUGCGAACUCACCCUGGAACAACAACAAGACCCCCAACAGCCAGGACAGCAAGAACAACGACUCUCAGUCCUCACAGUAGAGCCACAACCAUAAACCCUAACUCAGCACCCAGAUACGCAACUCAUUUACCUGCUGAAUGAAUCGCUACUCACGCUCUCUCUCGCACAUGCUCAGUGGUAUUCAACCCCGGCCCUCUUCUCCUGGCUCCCCUCGCUUAUCAGCGCUAGGCCUGACUCUGCUCUUUUAGUGUCUGUGCUUACCGGUCAGAGUGUUUGAGUCAGAGCUGGAUUCUGCCUUUUAUGAUCACAGUGCUAGCCGUCACAGCCAUAUUGGCGGGUUCUUGUUCCAACCUCGGGUCUCUGGGUGUGUUGCCUUGACAACGUACCUCUGUUUCUGUUGUGCUCACCUCACAGGGAAGGAAUACCUAGCUUUAUUUAUUAGCUCUUAGAUUUAGCAGAAUAAAAAGUAUUGUGUGCACUACAGCAUAAAUCCAACGUUCAGUUUUUAAAAACGAAAUUAUUUGUUUUGUAGGACCUGGUUGGAACAAAAACCUGUACACUGCCGGAGCUUGAGGACCGGAGUUGAGAACCACUACGCUAAACCUUAAACACACACACAAGCAACACAUACACACACAUGCAAAUCUCAUACACACACAAGGGUACUGGAGAGCGGUCCUACUUCCCCACCUGGACCAGAGCGCCUGGCCAUACAGAAGUGGGUUUCAAUGUUCUAUGUUUUUAAUUUGAUUUCAAUUUUUUAUUUUUAUAUCAAUUUCUAAAAAUGAAACAGACAAGCAAAAACAAAGUAAAAAAAACACCCCUGAAUAUUCUUUGCACUUUUUUCCCACUAACUUCAAUCUAUUUUUCUUAUGAAUUGAUGGUGUUUUGUUCUUUUUUAUUAUGGCUUAUAUGAAGAAAUUGUAAAGAUUCAGAAACCUGUGACUGGAGAGGAGAAUCAACGGUAUAUACCUGUAUAAUUAUUACUGUUAGAUCAUUUGUAUUAUUGUGAUUGAUUACUACUUCUAUGUAAUAUUGUGUUUGUCUGAAUCAGUAUGUAGCCUGUCAGUGUCCGAUAUGGUUAUAACGAAGCCCAGUGUUUCUGAUCUGAAGGGAAAGGCCACCUCUUUAGUGUUCAAGGCUGUGCCUUUAAUGGCACCUAUUCCCCAUGUAGUGAACUAUUUUUGACAAGGACCUAUAGGGCUAUGGGCAAAAGUAGUGCACUUAGAGGAUAGGGUUGAAUCCCAAGUGGCACCCUAUCCUCUGUCUACUUAUCCGCUCAGUACCUUGCGUCCACACCUCAGACAAUGUUUGUUUCUCUCCGAUUUGCUACUUGAAACAUUUGAAGACAAUUUUGACAAGGCAUUGUAAGAUUUAAGAUAAACAUUGUGUUGUUUUCCCAAACAUUUUAUCACAAUUUUUGAAAGCUACAGACCAAGAAUUUACUUUGCAAGACCUUUUUGAACAUCGAUCCCCGACAUACUAUUGGUUUGUAUUAAGAAUCAUUUUUUGGGCUUCCCCCCCUCAUGUUUUAUGUGUCUUUGUGCUUGUAUAUUUAAAGGUAGUUUCUGUAUAAUUGUAAUUCUAUGUAUUCUGCCUUAGGGUGUUGAUCUAAUGCAUCUCUCUAAAGUAAAGAUACAAAAAUACAAUAAUUUUUGAACCGUUUGGAAAAUACAUUCAAUGAGCUUGGCUAUGAAUUUGGGUUCAACAUACAAUUUAUUGAUUUUUUAAAAUGUCAAUGGAGCCUGUCUGGCUUAAAUUCACAAGCUCAUGUACAAUAUCCAUGUCUUUGCCUCCAAUGUCAGAUGGUGGGCUGCUCUGGCUUUGUCGUCUAAAUUAUACUUUACCUUGUCAAUAACCCACACCAAUGUCACUUUAUCAACAUUCGGAUGUAUGAGAAGAGUAAAAGGGCAAUAAUUUCAAAUGGUGUAGCAUAUGUUUCUCAUAGUUAUCUUCACAUGAUUUUCAGUCAAGUCAAUACAGUGAUGAAUGAAUCCUCUGUUUUCUCUGUGCAUAGUUGGUGUAGAUACUAAGUUUCACCACAAGGGGUCUCUCCUGAGCUCCAUGACAAGUUGAGCAGCCCCCCAAGUCCACAGGACCAACCCUCCCAAGCUCUCUAAAUCCACCCAGACUUAACUGUACAAUGUUUGACUAUCCAAUCAUGUUUUCUAACAUCCAUAUCUUCUGGUCCAGCACUUCUGCAGUGACUGAAUAGAAAACUGAGGGCACGCCUCAAAUCACACCUGUUUCUCUAAAUAGGGCAUCACCGCCUGUGGUGUACUUAACUCAGUAAAAAAAUAAAUGUCCUCUCACUGUCAA
Molecule: messenger RNA, 3810 nt
Organism: Oncorhynchus tshawytscha (Chinook salmon)
Lineage: Eukaryota; Metazoa; Chordata; Actinopteri; Salmoniformes; Salmonidae
Gene: ldb1a
Product: LIM domain binding 1a
Exons: 11
Coding region: 441-1571 (376 amino acids)
Biological process (GO): negative regulation of transcription by RNA polymerase II; nervous system development; positive regulation of transcription by RNA polymerase II
Cellular component (GO): nucleus; transcription regulator complex
Molecular function (GO): LIM domain binding
Source: RefSeq, a predicted model, not a curated record